GAAGGAGAAGCUGUUUCGGGAGCGGAGAUAUCUUUAAACCACAUUAAAAGGCUGCUGAAGGCAUCUUUUUCACUCCGAUGUCAAGGCGCACUGACAGCAAUGCCCACGUAUCUGCUCAAUGAAGAACUGGUCGCCUUUGAAAGCGAACUAAGGUUUGAACGUAGAAUUGAACAAAAUGAACAAAAACUGAAAAAGUUCCUUCAGAUCGCAUCAAAAAUCCUGAAAUUUCCUGAGCCAUCAUACAUCGCUUUAGAAGCAUACCUGCGACCCAGGCUGGCAAAGCAUGCGCUCAUUACUGCGACACCGCCAAGUGAUCACAUAGGACCUUGCAUUGUCUGGGGAGAAAGGAGGCACCUCAUCUGCGGCUGUGGGCAUGAAAUCAUAGACAUCAGCCCUGACACAUCCCUAGAAUAG
Dermacentor silvarum is the source of this 414-nucleotide messenger RNA. RefSeq lists its product as uncharacterized. The transcript has 3 exons. The record is from RefSeq and is a predicted model, not a curated record. Lineage: Eukaryota; Metazoa; Arthropoda; Arachnida; Ixodida; Ixodidae. Bases 100 to 414 code for a protein of 104 amino acids.